AUGGCAGAUCCGCGGAGGUCUCCCGAUAAAUCGCUCCUUAAUGCAAGAGGUGCUCAACCACAGCAACGAUCGCCGGCUCCAGCACCUCCAGUCCGAGGAGGGAGCUUUGUUGACGACGAUUCCGACGAUGAUGACGAGUCAAGCGACCAGAUGCCCUUGCCGAGAAGCCAUACGCCAGGUCAUCUCGCCAGUAAAAGCAUACAAGCAAACCGUCGAAAACCCUCAGAUCUUUCUAUCCGACAACGCUCCCAAUCCGCUUCACAAUCUGCUUCAGUACCCCCCUCGCAGCCAGCAUUACAACCCGCUUCACAAGGAGCAACCACGAGCUCAAGGACAGCCACUCACAAACCCCCGCCUACCUCAUUGAACAACAACGCCGGCGAUGCAUCGAGCGAGGGGGAUAGACGUACUCGGCGACCUACGGCUUCACGUUCGACAUCCGCUAUAACCAGUCGGACAACUGCGCAAGCUGCCGCACGAUAUGGAACACAUAGAUCUCGCAUGUCUCAAGAUACAUACACAGCAUAUCCCUUACUGCCGGACCCGAAGUCAGCUCCCAAGGUCGACGUGGCGCCAGCAUCCGGCAUGUACUGGUCCAGGGCGCCCGUGUCGGGUGCUUCCCAUACCUCAUUACGUGCACACACGACAACUAUCAUUGGCUCAAACGUUUAUGUCUUUGGCGGAUGUGACUCAAGAACAUGCUUCAACGAUCUCUAUGUGCUGGAUGCGGACUCCUUCCACUGGACUGUCCCUUAUGUCGUGGGUGAUAUACCUGUUCCUUUGAGAGCUAUGACGUGUACGGCUGUAGGCAAGAAGCUCAUCGUGUUCGGUGGAGGUGACGGGCCUGAGUAUUACAACGAUGUUUAUGUUUUGGAUACGACAAAUUUCCGAUGGACGAAGCCAAGGAUCAUAGGGGACAAGAUGCCAUCAAAACGAAGGGCGCAUACUGCUUGUUUGUACAAGAACGGCCUCUAUAUCUUUGGUGGUGGUGACGGAGUCCGGGCUUUAAAUGAUAUCUGGCGACUAGACGUUGCUGAUGUCAACAAAAUGUCAUGGCGAUUAGUUUCAAGUUCUGAUAAAGCGAGUCCCGGGACCAAAGACUAUCGUCCUAAAGCAAGGGGCUAUCACACAGCCAACAUGGUCGGUAGCAAACUCAUCAUUUUCGGCGGUUCCGACGGCGGUGAAUGCUUCGACGACGUGUGGGUAUACGACGUUGACGCGCAAGUAUGGAAAGCAGUGGCCAUCCCUGUUGCAUAUCGUCGUUUGUCGCAUACGGCCACAAUAGUCGGCUCAUAUCUCUUCGUUAUCGGCGGACACGAUGGAAGCGAAUACUCCAACGACGUCCUGCUCCUGAAUUUGGUUACAAUGACAUGGGACAGACGCAGGGUUUAUGGAAAGGCGCCUUCGGGCCGUGGCUAUCAUGGAACGGUGCUGUACGAUAGUCGUCUUAUCAUUAUUGGAGGUUUCGAUGGAAGCGAGGUGUUUGGCGACGUUAUGCUACUAGAGCUGGCCGUUCAUGCGUAUUACUCGCAGAUCAGCCACUUCACCAUCGAGGUGUAA
Fusarium coffeatum is the source of this 1560-nucleotide messenger RNA. RefSeq lists its product as uncharacterized. Bases 1 to 1560 code for a protein of 519 amino acids. Lineage: Eukaryota; Fungi; Ascomycota; Sordariomycetes; Hypocreales; Nectriaceae. The record is from RefSeq and is a predicted model, not a curated record. Gene Ontology annotation, molecular function: protein binding. The transcript has a single exon.